AUGGUAGAGGAUGAAGUUCAGCAACUCCCACGGCAGCAAGGCUCUUCCAAUGGCGGAGAAGCACAUACGAAGGACCAUGACCACGAUGUUAUUGUUGAGGCAGUUCAGUCACAACAGGAUAUGCAGAGGGAGAUUCUGGCAGCUUUGCAAACUCUCACUGCGGCUAUUAUGGCCAUGGCCUCUAGACCAGCUCGAGCUCCAAUCCAGGUGCCUCUGGUGGUACCUCAAGCGAACGGUACAGUCAUUGAUUUAGCUAUCCAGGAGCAGACUGGACUAUUCCAGCCCACUCACUUUGUUACCCUAGCCAAUACAGUGCCCAAAUUUAUUAAGUUUGAUGGAAAACAAGGCAAUGCCAGAGAACACGUGGCGAGGUUCAUUGAAACUCUUGGUGUCCAUGACAGUGACCACUCUCUGCGCCUUCGAGAGUUCUCCAAAUCACUUAUUGAAAGGGCUUGCAGUUGGUAUGUGAACUUGGCUCCCAACUUGAUCAAGAGUUGGGAGGAGAUGGUGAACAACUUCCACACGAAAUUCUUCCAAGUCCAAGAGAAAGUCACAACCUUCACACUUGGGCGAGAUGUCCAAAAAGAAGGUGAAGAUAUAUUGGACUAUGUUAAGUGGUUCCAAGACAAGGCUAUUGACUGUCAUGAACCAGUAGAUGAAGCUCACUUAGUUAGCAUAUGUGUGGAGGGUGCCAUACGCAACUACAAAAUUUUCUUGGUGAACCAUAAUCUGCCUACCUUUUCAGCCUUGAUUGAGGCAACUAGAAAUCUCAGUACCACUGGUCCUUUACACGAAUCUCGCAACAGCCACCGCUACUCUCGCAGUAGUAGAGUUUUUGCGAUAACCUCCACAUGA
Camellia sinensis is the source of this 855-nucleotide messenger RNA. The record is from RefSeq and is a predicted model, not a curated record. NCBI's taxonomy places the organism in Eukaryota, Viridiplantae, Streptophyta, Magnoliopsida, Ericales, Theaceae.